CCUCUGCCCCACGGCUGCCCCGGGCUUUUGCACGGUCCUCGCGUGGGCGGAUCGGCGUCACAGCCAUGACAGCCAUCGAGGGAGGGGAUCCACAGAUAUAGCAGCCGUCCUAAUCCUUGGAGCUCAUCCCCUAAUCGCCUGCGUCGGGCUCCGGUGGAGGGUGUCGCCAGCAAUCAAUGGCGGGGUCGGCGGCGAGCGAGGCACGGGCCUGGAGCCCGGCCCCGGCCAUGUACGAGGAGUACCGGCCGCCUCCGCUGGACGCCAUCCGCCUGCCUCGCUACGCCUUGUACCUGCUGAUGGCCGCCGUCCUGGUGGUGGCCGUGGCCUACGCCAUCGUGGGCCACCUCAUCAAAGACCUCGCUCAUGACUUGGCCGACUGGGCCUUUGGCCCUAAGCCAGACCAGGAGGAAGGCCCACGGGAGCUCCGGGCGAGCUUGGCCACGGAAGACCUGGAAGAGCUGGACCUUCAGCUGGCCCUGACCUGGCGCAGGGAGGAAGACCCCGCCCGGGCUCCUCGCCGCCCCUCCAUCGCUUUCCGGGACCCUCCCCUGCAAAGUGACUUUUGGAGGCUGGACUGACCAGGAGGGACAGCACCUGCGAGGCUGGCCGGCCUGGCCGUUCUUAGGCUCCCUGAGCCCUCACCACCUCAGCUGGGCCUCCUGUGUCUGUUGUAUGACACAGGCUGGCCUGAAGCUCAGAAUCCCCCUGCCUCAGCUUGAGUGUUGGGAUUAUAGACACAAACCCCACCUUAUUAAGACUUUGAGAUAGGAUUUCAGUAGCUCAAGCUAGCCUUGAACUUGAUAUAUAGCAGAGGAUGACCUUGAACUCUUAGUCUUCCCGAGGGCAGAGGUGGGAUGGGGUGGGGUAGAUGACAGGUCACCACAUCUGAUUUCUGUGCUGCUGGGAAUGGAGCCCAGGGCUUCUUCAUACAGGCUGGGUCAGCCCCAGGCCCUGAUAUUUUUAAAUCGUUAUGAAUAAUUCUGGCAUAGACUCCUUCUGCAUCAGCAGUGUCUGCUAAGAGGAGAAAGUGAGGCUGAAUUUGGAUACAAAAUAAAAGUGUGGCAAAGGCUGAAGAGAUGGCUCAGAGGAUAAGAGCACUGGCUUUUCUCCCAGAGGUCCUGAGUUCAAUUCCCAGUAACCACAUCAUGGCUCACAGCCAUCUGUAUUGAGAUCCAGCACCCUCUUCUGGCCCACAGCCAUACAUGCAGGCAGAACACUGUAUACAUAAUAGUAAAAUCUUUUUGUUUGUAUCAAAAACAAACAGAGUUUCUUUUUAUGUAGUCCUGGCUGUCCUGGAACUCACUCUGUAGACCAGGUUGGACUCGAACUGACAGAUCUGCCUCUGCUUCCCAAGUGUUGGGACUAAGGGCAUGUGCCACCACUGACUGUUGAUAAAUAAAUAAUUUUUUAAAAAGUGUGUCCGAGGGCUGGAGAGAUGGCUCGGUGGUUAAGAGCACUGGCUUUUCUUACAGAGGUCCUGAGUUCAAUUUCCA
This is a messenger RNA of Chionomys nivalis (European snow vole), 1493 nucleotides long. RefSeq names its product small integral membrane protein 44-like. Lineage: Eukaryota; Metazoa; Chordata; Mammalia; Rodentia; Cricetidae. The transcript is spliced from 2 exons. The record is from RefSeq and is a predicted model, not a curated record. Bases 177 to 578 code for a protein of 133 amino acids.